This is a messenger RNA of Rana temporaria (common frog), 906 nucleotides long. Its product is annotated as taste receptor type 2 member 40-like. The record is from RefSeq and is a predicted model, not a curated record. Gene Ontology annotation, biological process: detection of chemical stimulus involved in sensory perception of bitter taste; sensory perception of taste; G protein-coupled receptor signaling pathway. The coding region runs from base 1 to 906 and encodes 301 amino acids. Gene Ontology annotation, molecular function: G protein-coupled receptor activity; bitter taste receptor activity. The transcript has a single exon. Lineage: Eukaryota; Metazoa; Chordata; Amphibia; Anura; Ranidae. Gene Ontology annotation, cellular component: membrane.
AUGAUGUCUCUGGACUCCUUAUGCGUUUUAGUCUCUUCAGUCUUGGGACUGGUCUUGGCAAUCCCUUUUAACACUUGUAUUGUGAUGGGUAAUCUGGAGAUCAUCAGAAAGAAAGGGAAGUUGAGUUCCACCGAUGUGAUCUUUCUGGGGAAGGGAAUUGUGAAUAUUCUCCUCCAGUGUGUGCUGAGCCUACAGGGAAUGUUCUAUGUAUUUUCUCCAGAAAUAUUAAUUAUUAGACAAGUAUAUGUGUCUGUGAACACAUCAGGUUACUUCCUAAUCUACUACAGCUUCUGGUUGACCGUCUGGCUCUCGGCUCAUUACUGUACCAGCAUCACCAAUCUCAGCUAUGGGUUCUUCAUCUGGAUAAAGAGAAUUCUGUCCAAUUUCCUAAACCAACUUCUAUUCCUGACAGCACUUGGGGUGUUUAUUGUGAGUGUCCCAGGCUUCUGGAUUGUGUAUGGAGGAAGUAUCCAGUCUUCUGAGAACGGUACAGAAGCUUCUAUUAACAGUUUCCAUUUUCCAGUUUCCUAUCUUGUGCCUGCAAACACCCUAGGCAUCAUUCUUCCAUUCUUCCUUAGUCUUCUGUGUCUGGUCCUCACUUUCUCCUUUCUGCUCAGAUACGUCUGGAGGGUGAAGAAUAACGACUCGGGAUCAACACGUCCAAAUCUUCAGGCUCAUGUCACGGCACUGAGGACAAUCUUCUUCUUACUUCUCAUGUUCACAUUCUUUUGCAUGUCUCGAGUGCUUAUAUUUUUUGAAAACUCCUCACUAACAAUAGUCAGUUGGAAUUUACAAUUAUUAGCUCCAUCGGUGGAGGCCGCCAUCAUCUUCCAGGCCAGCAACAAGCUGAGAAGGAUCAUUCUGAGAAAAUUCUUGACCAGAAGCCGGAGAAAUGCAGAGACUUAA